Messenger RNA from Amorphotheca resinae ATCC 22711, 387 nucleotides. RefSeq lists its product as hypothetical. NCBI's taxonomy places the organism in Eukaryota, Fungi, Ascomycota, Leotiomycetes, Helotiales, Amorphothecaceae. The coding region runs from base 1 to 387 and encodes 128 amino acids. The record is from RefSeq and is a predicted model, not a curated record. The transcript has 2 exons.
AUGACCAACAAAGCUUCCUGGAACAAGCUCAGAAUUGAUUUGCACUCUAUCCCAACACCGGAUUAUCUCCUGCGGAUAGCGGCCAAAAGUGGCCAGGCAGGAGUGCUUCACCACCUCUUCGACUCCUUGCCCGAGUGUCGCCAUCGAAGACCAUGGCUUCCCAACCUCCCGGAUAGGGUCAACUGGGAUGAAGUUCCACAGAAGUGGGAGCCUGAGCUAGACGGGGUAGCAGCACAUGCCGCUAUCGAAGGUGCUGAUCCUAUCAAGCUCUUCGAAGUGUUCUUCGACUAUGGUAUGAGCGUCAAACAUCACCUGGAGCGGGCGAUCUCUCUACUCGCGUGCGCGAUUGGGUACAACAAGUUCGAAUUUGCAAAGUUUUUACUCUAA